This is a messenger RNA of Sander lucioperca (pikeperch), 990 nucleotides long. Its product is annotated as E3 ubiquitin/ISG15 ligase TRIM25-like. The coding region runs from base 227 to 853 and encodes 208 amino acids. The record is from RefSeq and is a predicted model, not a curated record. Gene Ontology annotation, molecular function: zinc ion binding. Lineage: Eukaryota; Metazoa; Chordata; Actinopteri; Perciformes; Percidae. The transcript has a single exon.
AAUCUAAUUCACUUAAUCAAGUUUGUUGGAAAUGUGCCAUUCAAUUGUGUGGUCUAGAGUCAAUGGCUUGAAUCAGCUAGUGGAAGAUAUUAUCUCAUCUUUAGUAAUCUGACACUGAGGCACAUGAGUGGCAUGUGCAUGCCAAGAGAGGCUGUGAAACAUUCAUGAGCAGAAAGGCCUGGAGCACAGUGCACACUGAGCUGCCAUAACAGGUGCACACAGAGCUAUGGGGACAGUUGAGGAAACCUUCAAGUGUCCCGUCUGCCAGGACUUCUUCACAGAUCCUGUGACACUGCCAUGCGGACAUGACUUCUGUCUCACCUGUAUCCAGGCUGUGUGGGAAACAGAGGGAUCUGAUGAGGGUCCUUUCUUCUGUCCAGAAUGUCAGAUAUUCCUCCCCUCUGACCUCACACUGGAGGUAAACACCAGCCUUCAGAAUAAAGUAAAGGACUUCACCACUAACAGCCCGUCAACAGCAGAGCUACGGACAACGCCACCAAGCAGGGCAACCGUAUCAUCUUCAGCUAUCCACUGUGACCACUGCAUAGAGACACCAUCGGUGGCCAUAAGGACCUGUCUGACCUGUGAUGCCUCACUGUGCCAGGCUCACGCCCUGCUGCACCAGCAGAGGUCUGCUCUGAGGGAGCACACAGUUGUGGAGGUGACGGGGGAUCCUCUGUCUCUGAAGUGCAGGGAGCACCGUGAGGAGCUCAAGCUCUUCUGUAUGGAGGAGAGGGUCCCUGUGUGCUGUCUGUGUGUCCUGGUCGGCAUGCACAAAAACCACAAAGCGUUUCAACUCCAUGAAGCCUGCACAGACUUCAAGGUGAAUAUAAUUUUGGUUUUAUUUUCCUGAAAAUAUCAUGAAUAUUUUUUUAUUUCUCUGUCAGGGUGUUUAUGUUCUAUAGGCCUGUUGUAUUUCUGUCUUUAGAGCAUGUUAGAGACCACCAUGAACAAACUGCUGAAGAGGAGAAGUGAAGCAGAACAUGCCAU